Sphaeramia orbicularis (orbiculate cardinalfish) is the source of this 2446-nucleotide messenger RNA. It is a transcript of the gene man1a1, whose product is annotated as mannosidase, alpha, class 1A, member 1. Gene Ontology annotation, biological process: mannose trimming involved in glycoprotein ERAD pathway; carbohydrate metabolic process. Gene Ontology annotation, cellular component: endoplasmic reticulum; Golgi membrane; extracellular exosome. Bases 155 to 2059 code for a protein of 634 amino acids. The record is from RefSeq and is a predicted model, not a curated record. The transcript has 12 exons. Lineage: Eukaryota; Metazoa; Chordata; Actinopteri; Kurtiformes; Apogonidae. Gene Ontology annotation, molecular function: calcium ion binding; mannosyl-oligosaccharide 1,2-alpha-mannosidase activity.
UAUGGACAGCUGCUCCACUCCGCAACUUUUUCACACUCUUAUUUCACCUUUUCUUCGGUUGAAUGGAUUUGUGAACGGGUCUGAGCCAACACGCGAGUGAAAAGACGAGCGGUUUUCUGUGUUUUCGCUUUGGUUGUGGGACUUUGGGGUGAAAAUGCCAGUUCCAACUCUUCUGCCUUUCACCGCGACCCCGAAUCGGAAGUCCGCGAGCCCGACCUCCUUCAGGUUGACAGAGAAAUUCAUUUUACUCUUAGUCUUCAGCGCUUUCAUCACCUUAUGUUUCGGGGCCAUUUUCUUCCUCCCGGACUCGUCCAAGCUGCUCAGCGGAGUUUUCUUCCAUUCCUCCGCGGUGGAGACCAACACCCGCACCGGUCCGGACAGCGGCGGAGGCGGCGUCGGAGGCGGCGGAGGAGGCGGAGGGGACUCGGGUUCGGCUGGGAACGAAGACCGGGUCCUGGCUAAGAUCCGGAAAGACCACGAAAAUGCCCUGCUGGAGGCCAAGGACACCCUCCAGAAACGGCCGGAGCAGAUCCAACAGGACAUUAAGAAGGAGAAGGACCAACUUGUCGAGGAGAGUAAGGGUCAAGGUGGGAAGGAUGGGAAUAAUUUACCUUUCGUUGAGUACCACCGUCCACCUGGAGCCACCGGACACGAACCCCUGGACGCGGAGACCCGGGACAGACGGGCGAAAAUCAAAGAGAUGAUGAAGCAUGCGUGGGACAGCUACCGGCGCUACGCCUGGGGUUCCAAUGAGCUCAGGCCUGUUUCGAAGCAAGGCCACUCCAGUAAUCUAUUUGGCAGCAUAAAGGGAGCGACGAUAGUGGAUGCUCUGGAUUCUCUGUACAUCAUGGAAAUGUUCGAAGAAUUCGACGCUGCCAAAGUUUGGGUGGAGAAGAACCUGGACUUCAACGUGAACGCUGAAGUGUCGGUGUUCGAAGUGAACAUUCGCUUCGUUGGUGGUUUGCUUUCCGCCUACUACCUGUCGGGGGAGGAGGUUUUCCGUCGGAAGGCGGUGGAAUUGGGCGAGAAGCUGCUGCCGGCCUUUAAGACGCCCACCGGGAUCCCCUGGGCUCUGCUCAACCUCAAAAGUGGCAUCGGUAGAAACUGGCCGUGGGCUUCAGGAGGAAGCAGCAUCCUGGCGGAGUAUGGAACACUGCAUCUGGAGUUCAUGCACCUCAGCAAACUGUCUGGAAACCCCGAGUUUGCACAGAAGGUGAUGAACAUCCGUAAAGUCCUGAACCGCCUGGACAAACCCCAGGGCCUGUAUCCAAACUACCUGAACCCCAACAGCGGCCAAUGGGGCCAACAUCAUGUGUCCGUCGGCGGUCUCGGUGACAGUUUCUACGAGUACCUGCUCAAAGCCUGGCUCAUGUCUGACAAGACGGACGACGAAGGCAAGAAGAUGUACUACGACGCCCUGCAGGCCAUAGAGACCAACCUGAUGAGGAAGUCCAGCAGCGGUCUGACCUACAUCGCUGAGUGGAAGGGGGGGCUGCUGGAGCAUAAGAUGGGUCACCUGACCUGCUUCGCCGGGGGGAUGAUCGCUCUGGGCGCCGACGGGGCUCCCAGCGAUAAGACGGGUCACCAGAUGGAACAGGCCGCCGAGAUCGCCCGGACCUGUCACGAGUCGUACGCCAGGACGGCGCUGAAGCUGGGACCGGAGGCCUUCCGCUUCGACGGGGGGGUGGAGGCCAUCGCCACCCGCCAGAACGAGAAGUACUUCAUCCUCCGCCCAGAGGUCAUUGAGACCUACAUGUACAUGUGGAGGUUCACCCACGACCCCAAGUACAGGGAGUGGGGCUGGGAGGCAGUGCAGGCGUUGGAACAACACUGUAAAGUAGAAGGAGGUUACAGCGGCGUCAGAGACGUCUACGCCUCCACCCCCAACCACGACGACGUCCAGCAGAGCUUCUACUUAGCCGAGACGCUCAAGUAUCUGUACCUGCUGUUCUCGGACGACGACCACCUACCGUUCGAUCAUUGGGUGUUCAACACGGAGGCCCACCCCCUGCCCGUCAUCAGGAAGGACAAAACCGACAGACCCAACGAGGUGGAGUAGCAGCGACGCCCCCCGAACCAAACCAGUGCAAGAACCUCUGAUCCUGUAAACCUGAGCCUCCAGCCGUCUGUGUGAAAACAGCGCCACCUAGCGUUGGGACCCCCGACGCCGGACGCUUCUUUAUGGGAAUUCACUUUUAUUUAUAAUGGGAUCAAAAUCGGAUUCAAGCUCAGCGGUUGAAUUCUUGCUGUUUAGUCCUCCAGUGAUUUUCUUUUUUUUUUUUUUUUUUUUUUUUUUUUUAAUUCAGCUCAUGUCGUGUCCAGACGCUGCCAGAUCAUGUGGAAUAUAAUCGGAAUAUUCAGGACGGAUUCGUGUUUGGGAUGUUUUCAGGAUGUUUUGGAGCUUUUUUACGUCAGUCGGACUUCCAUCGUUUAGUCCAGGGUGUCA